AUGGCCGAAACGCCUUUCAAGGCCGGCGUCGUCCCAAGGAUACGCCGGACGGCUUCUUCCCGCGCCGUACGAAUCGCUACGCCAACCAUACGGUCUCCAGAGUCUCCGCAUGGCGGUUCUGCAGGCGACCAUUACCUCGCGGAGCUUGAGAUUCAGCUCACCCAAUCUGAGUCCUCGGAUGAAGGGUUCCACGUCCCAUGUUCUGCUCCGAAGCCUGCACCAUGUGAAAACUCAGGCCUCAGCCCGAGAAGUGCGAACGCAAAGCUGGAUGCGCGCAGAAAAGCGCUCAAUCGAGCGUCGCAGGCAAAGUAUCGAAGAAAGCGCGGCGAGCAUGUGGCCGCUGCGAACGGAGACGCCGACAAGAAGUUCACCAUCCGUGCCUUCACUAUGGUGAAUUCGUCCAGAGGUGGAGCGGUGCACUACAUCCAGUCUCGGGACGCCUACAUGUCGAAAGCUGAGGUUAUUCAUCGCUCCCGGGAAGUCGCUGAGUACUUUGCGCUAACCCUUCGCUUACCGACCAACACACGGUUUGAGGUCAAAGCUGUAGCCGACAUUCGCCACGGCGUAGACGAAAAACAGGCCUCCUCGUCAUGGCCUCUUUUGAUAUGAAGGCGGAGUCUUGGAUCAUCCGCAAGUGUGUCAUCUCUGGUGAGAUGGGGGACUCGCCAAUGACUACAAAUGGCAUGAGGGAGCAAGGAUGGCGUAGAGGUGCAGCGCGUACAGCAUAUACUGAUCAAGUUCUCGCUUUUCACUGUAAAUAUGUCGUCAAAAGCGACCCGGCGAUCUCUGAUAGCUUACUUCGCGCCGUAUGUGAA
Molecule: messenger RNA, 815 nt
Organism: Chondrus crispus (carragheen)
Lineage: Eukaryota; Rhodophyta; Florideophyceae; Gigartinales; Gigartinaceae
Exons: 2
Coding region: 1-609 (202 amino acids)
Source: RefSeq, a predicted model, not a curated record